Myripristis murdjan (pinecone soldierfish) is the source of this 4695-nucleotide messenger RNA. RefSeq names its product RNA binding motif protein 26 (gene rbm26). Gene Ontology annotation, molecular function: RNA binding; metal ion binding. The record is from RefSeq and is a predicted model, not a curated record. The transcript has 22 exons. NCBI's taxonomy places the organism in Eukaryota, Metazoa, Chordata, Actinopteri, Holocentriformes, Holocentridae. Gene Ontology annotation, cellular component: nucleus. Bases 388 to 3489 code for a protein of 1033 amino acids.
AGUCGCCAUGCAUGUUAGCUAAGGAGGAGAUAAAGUAGCAAGUUAAGAGUGGAUGCUCCUAAAAUUAGCAUAUUGACAAGGACCAUACGCACCUUUUGGGAUUAAUCGGGGUGCAGGUGAAGCAAACAGGCUCUCUCCCUCUUCCUCUCUGCAGUAAAUAAAUCGUAGCGGUCUGGGAGUCGUGCAGCUCGUUUGGGCCUUGAAGACAUAUGCUAGCUAGCAGACGCGGCUAAGCUAGCGCUGCAUUUAGCCCCUCAGCCUGGCCACAGACCACUGAAGUGGCUAGCUCACCAGCUAAUGUCGGCUAUCAUCUCAGACAGAUAAGUAACGUUACGCCUGCUAACGUUAUCUGUGGCCGCUGUGGGGGGACGUCCGGCGGAGUCUAAGAUGAUUAUUGAAAACCUCGAUGCCUUGAAAACAUGGCUUUCUAAAACCCUGGAGCCCAUCUGUGAUGCAGAUCCAUCUGCCCUCGCAAAGUAUGUGGUUGCUCUGGUGAAAAAGGACAAAAGUGAGAAGGAACUUAAAGCCCUGUGCAUUGACCAGCUGGAUGUAUUUCUUCAGAAAGAGACCCAGACAUUUGUGGAUAAGUUGUUUGAAGCUGUAAACAACAAAAGCUACCUCCCGCAGCCGGACCAGGCGUCCUCUGUGGUCAAAGUUGAAAUUCACCAGAAACUAGAGAAAGAUGAGCAGAAGAAAGAUGAGACAAAUCGGGAAGAAGAGCGAGAGAAGAAAUUUUCUCGAAGAGUAAAUCACAGCCCUCCACAGUCAAGCUCUCGCUACAGCCGAGAUAGCAGGAGAGGGGAUGACCGGAAGAGGGAUGACCGCUCCAGGAAGAGGGAUUAUGACCGCAACCCACCAAGGAGAGACUCAUAUCGGGAUCGCUAUAACCGCAGGAGGGGCCGCAGUCGCAGUUACAGCCGCAGCCGCAGCCGCAGCUGGAGCAAGGACCGCGUCCGAGACAGGGACAGAGAUAGGGACAGAGACAGAGACAGAGACAGGGAUAGAGACAGAGACAGGGAAAGGGAUCAUCGAGACCGCAGCAGAAGCAGGUCCCACAGCAGGAGUCGGUCCAGAAGCAGGAGUCGAGAGCGUGAUUCUGGCAAGUCCAAAUAUGACCAUGACCGAGUGGACAGGUCUGACAGCGGUGAAGUCUACACCCCGGCAACCCUGGUCUCCACUGCAGCCACUUCACACUUUCCCGUGCCAACACUGAGCAGCACCAUUACAGUCAUCGCACCCACACAUCAUCACAGCAACAGCAAUACCACAGAGAGCUGGUCGGAUUUCCGCCCUGAACACCCUGUGGAUCGCGGGCCCUUUAGUAGGGGACCACCUCCUCCGCAGAGGAAGCGUUGCCGCGACUACGAUGAGAAGGGUUUCUGCAUGCGAGGGGAUAUGUGUCCUUUUGACCAUGGAAGUGACCCUGUUGUGGUGGAAGAAGUCAAUCUGCCCAGUAUGCUCCCCUUCCAACCUCCGCCCAUCCCGGGUGUGGACCCACAGCCGCCCCCAGGCCUCCCACCACCACCACCUCUCAUGAACCCCCCUCCUGUGAACCUGCGCCCACCUGUGCCCCCACCAGGCACCUUGCCACCCAGCCUUCCACCUGUUGCAGGUCCCCCUCCUCCUCUUCCUCCUUUGCAAGCCUCAGGCAUGGACGCUCCUCCCAACUCCAUCACCAGCUCUGUUCCCACCAUUGUCACCUCUGGGAUGCGCUCCUCACUCCCCCAGGCCUCAGCACCGCUCUUCACCUCCGACACCUACGACACAGAUGUGUACAAUCCAGAGGCUCCCAGCAUCACCAGUACCUCCAGGCCGAUCUACCGCCACCGGGUCAAUGCUCAGAGACCCAACCUAAUAGGACUCACCAUGGGGGAGGUGGACCAGCCGCCUAGAGAUAAGAUUUCAAACAGCAGCAAUAUGAGGAUUGUUAUGGAGUCUGACUCCAGGAAGAGACCAGCUGUCUCCCAUGAUGGAAGUAUGCCUGCAAAGAAACCCUGGUUUGACAAACCCAACUUCAGCAAACCCAACCACCAGGGCUACCACAAGAGAGCCCCGUUCAACUCCCUCAACACCAAGCUGCUGGUCCGGCUAAUCCCCCCCGAGCUCAACAACAUCAGCAAGCUCAAUGAGCACUUCAGCAAGUUCGGCACCAUCGUGAACCUGCAGGUGGCCUACCAGAGUGACCCCGAGGGGGCGCUGAUCCAGUUUGCGUGCCCAGAAGAGGCCAAGCGGGCUAUGCAGAGCACCGAGGCAGUACUCAACAAUCGCUUCAUCAGGGUCCACUGGUACCGAGAGGACGGGGGUGAAGUACAGGGUCAAGGACAGGGGCAGAGCCAAACGCACUCACAGCAACAGCCUCAGGCACAGCCAGUCAUGCAGCCCUCAGCCACAACUCUGAAGCAGUCUGUCAAAGAUCGACUCGGACCCCUGCUCCCCGGGAACUCAGAGCCAUCCCAGGAUUCCAGCGUAGCCACUCAGAAUACUGCCAAAAUGUCAGUGAAGGAGCGUCUGGGUUUUUCUCCCAAACCAGCAGUCCCUGUUGAGAAGGUGUUUUCGACUUCCACAGGCCUCACCAAGACUGUAUACAAUCCUGCUGCUCUGAAGGCAGUCCAGAAGACCACAGAGGAGGCCCUGAAGAAGAAACAGGAAGCCCUCAGACUACAACAGGAUGUAAGAAAGAAGAAGCAGGAAAUCCUGGAGAAGCACAUUGAGACACAGAAGCUGCUGAUCUCCAAGCUUGAGAAGAACAAAGCAAUAAAAGGAGAGGACAAAGCCAAGAUUAUGGAUACUCUGGCCACUUUAACCAAGAGCAUAACCAAACUGCAGGAGGAGAUCAAGGGAAUCUCAAGUAGCAACAACCCACUGCGUACAGCCAAGAGCAAGGCCCAGGCGCAGAAGGAGCUCCUGGAUACAGAGCUGGACCUGUACAAGAAGACUCAGGCUGGGGAAGACACUGCUUUGCUGAAGAUAAAGUAUACCCAACUGCAGAUUGAGGCUGCUAAACGGGGUCUGCUGACACCGGGACGAGGCCGGGGAGUCCACAGCCGGGGCCGGGGUUCCCUCAGAGCACGGGGACGGGGCUCCAGAGGGCGAGGAAGAGGUGUGCCGCUGCAUGCAGUCGUGGACCAUCGACCGCGAGCGCUGGAGAUCUCUGGUUUCACUGAAGCAGACCGCGUAGACUUGCUGCCACACUUUGCUCAAUUUGGAGAGAUUGACGAUUGCCAGAUCGAUGAAACCGCCCUGUCUGCAGUCAUCACUUACAGGACCAGAGCUGAAGCAGAGCAGGCGGCAGUUCAUGGAGUGAGGUUGAACAACCAGAAUUUGCGUCUGGCCUGGCAUAAGCCUGUGAUAAACCUCAGCACUGCGGAUGCCGAUGAAGCAGAACCAGAGGAGGAUGAGUUCCAGGACGAGUCGCUCAGUGAUGAUGCCUUGCUUCAGGAUGACGAUGAGGAGGAAGAUGACAAUGAGUCUCGCUCCUGGCGUAGAUGAAGAUCAGUCAGACCCCCCCUCCCUGGGCUGCGCUGGUGUGGAAAACAUGCAGCUGUUGCAACAACGUCACAUGUUUUCAGUUCAAUGCGUGUAUCUAAAAGGAUUAGGAGCAUUUCACUUUGGCUAGACUAAACAGUUGUUAUUUUUUCCAUUUUUAUUUUAUUUUUAUUUUUUUGUUGGCAGAAAUAUGUACUGGCAAAAGUACCAUGUGUAAGUUUGACUAAGUUUAAUGUGAAUUCCAAUUUCAACAAUGGUGAUUUAUUAUUUUUUUUUUGUAAUGCUCUCAAACUGUAGAAAUAGUUCUAGACCUUGUAUCUUGUUGUUUUGUUUCACAGAACAGUUUUUUUUUUCUUGGCCGCAUGACAACUGAUCAGUUUAUGACACAUGUCAAACUCUUGAUUUAAGUUGACAUAAAAUGACAGAACCUGUGUUGUAACAUUACUGAAGUAAAGACUUUAGGUUUUGCUGAUUAGUAUUAGAUUGAAUGGAUUGUUGCUCAUGUGUAAAUAUUUUAUGUAUGGGUUUUAAUGAUUUGUAUGAUGGCUUUGCUUCUCGAUUCUUGGCUUUACUUUGAAUUGUAAAAAAAAAAAAAAAAUAAAGAAUUGAAAUGGUCUUUAAAAAAGGUAAUGCUGCAAAAAAAGUAACAAAAGUUGUGGCAAUUAAAAAAGAACAAUCCAAAACAGUUGAAAAAGACCAUUUCAAAAAAAAAAAAAAAAACCUUUACUUGUUCACCAAAAGAGCGAAAUUCCUUACACACAUUCCCACUCACACACAUUUGUGGAUCGGUAAGUUAAGGUAUUAUUCAGUAUUGAUUUCCUUGCGAAGGUAAGAAAACCAUUUAGCAUUACUGGCAAGACUUGAAGUUAAAUUAUGUUAAAUAAAUUCAACUUAAUUUCCAUGACAGGCCCAGAGCUCAUGCAUGAGGAAAAGUCUUGAUAUUGAUUUUCAUACUGAAGGAGGUCAUGAAAGGUAAAACUUUUGUUUUUGUUCAUUCUGCUGCAGGAGCCAGAAGUCAGCAGGAUCCAGUGACAGCACCUCCUCCUGUACCAAGCUUCAAACAACCACGACUUUCAUUAGAUAUUGAAAUGUAAUUAUGUUUUAAUUGCUGUAACAAUGUAACUGCUUUUUGGUCUGAAUCUCCUGUUUCAAAUAUACAAAGUUUUUUUUAUGAGUUACAUGUAACUUAAAUUAAAAUAUUGAUCUGAA